UUUCAAGAGCUAUUUGCAUGUCCGAACUAGAACCCACGCCCUCAACCGACAGAAGCUUCUCAUGUCGAGACACUUCCUACUUUUAUUUUAAACGCAGCUUCAGCCGCUGAUUGCAGCGUGUCUAAAGAAUAUGUGGACUCGGUUUCAAUGGGAUACUUUAGGAGCCUUCAAGAGGAGUUUUGCAUAGUUCACAAUCAUCUCCCGGUCCUCGCGUCACGAUGACUUCCCAGCACCUGUCAAACCUGUCCUCUCUGAAGGGCGAGUUCCGACCGGAGGACCUCAUCACGCCCGUCUACAAGGAGGCCUACCGCCUGGCCAUCGACCAGCUGCUGAGCGGCGGCCGGGACACGUACCGGGAGUUCCUCAAAGGGGAACGCGUGGGGAGCUUCCUCUCCGAGGAGGAGCUCCUCUUCAUCGCCGCACACGUGCAGAGGCCCCCGGUGGUGGCCACCCCCCCCCCGGCUGAAGACGUCCGCCAUGUGCCGUCCGACAGCCACUCCUCCUCCGGGACCUACUGGCCCAUGCAGUCGGACGUGGUGACCCCGGACCUGGAGCUGGGGUGGCCGGAGGUGAUGCACGAGCGGCUGCAGACGAGCGUGGAGCUGCUGCACCAGCCGCCGCGACAGAACAGCCCCCCCAUCAAGGAGGUCAUACGCAAACACAUCCAGGACGCCAGACAGGUCAUUGCGAUUGUGAUGGAUAUGUUUACUGAUAUAGAUAUAUUCAAAGAGAUGGUGGAUGCGGCGGGGAGAGGUGUUCCUGUUUAUGUGCUUCUGGACGAUCUCAAUCUCAAAAGUUUCCUCGCAAUGGCUGAAAGUCAAGAUAUAAAAAUUCCACAGCUUAGAAACAUGAGAGUACGCACGGUGAGAGGACACGAAUACCUCACUCAGUCAGGGGCUAAGUUUCACGGAGCAAUGAAGCAGAAUUUCCUCCUCUUUGACUGCAAAACAGCAAUCUAUGGCUCAUACAGCUUCAUGUGGUCCUUCGAGAAGAUCAACCUCAGUAUGGUGCAAGUCAUCACCGGCCACUUGGUGAAGUCAUACGACGAGGAGUUUCGGACGCUCUACGCCCGCUCCGCCGUCCCAGAGGUUCUGUGCCCGGUACGUCUGCCCUGUGCGCCCAAAGACGUGGCGAACGGCUGGCCCGUGAUGACAUCGUACGUCACAAGCCCAAGCAACAUGUUUGAACGCAAGAACCACUUGAGGCACACUCUUGACGCGACCCAUAUGAAAUCUCAGAUGGAGAGGCAGGUGAGCAGGAAACUUCCCGAAGAGAGGAUUUAUGAAGAGCCGAUCGAGCACAUGCCGCUGAAGGACUACAAGUCGGGGGGCUUUAACCACACGCCCCAAUUGAACCCUGUGGAGAUGUCAAACUUCUUCAAACGACACAGCUACGCUGCUGGGGACAGACACAACAGCCCUCAGAUUCCACAGAACCAGAGGCACGGGGCCAGCAACUGGAACAUCCCUCGGGACACGUGCCCCCCUCUCGACAGGAACAACCACCCCAUGAUGGACGACUUCUCCCAGAUGCAACAGAUGUCCAGAGGGCAGAACGUGCGUCCGUCACACAAUGACAAGCAUCUCCUUUCUGUGCAAGAAUACAUGCCCUCUCUGGAGAACACCUCAAAGUCCUUCAUGAGAACGUGGAGGAUAGAAUCGUACCUGAAACACCCUGACACUUCCUUUACUGAUACUCUGGACCAGUACGAACCAGCUGACACUAGACCGAGCUCUGUGCUGCCCUCGAGGAGGCGGACCUCCCUGGUUCUUAACUCCACAAUUCCGGAACAUUCUGAGAAUCACCAUUAUGUGAAUAACUCGUCGACUAAUCUCUCUGGCAACCUGAGCCCUGCACCGCACUACUCUUCAAUGCAAUGGGGAACAGAAGAGGAUGAGAGAAGGCGAAACUUUGAGGAAUUUAAAAGGCAAAGCCAACAGAAGUUGGAUAACACCAGGGAUAACGCUAGCUAUAACGCAGACAAGAUUUCGCAGAAUUCCAUCUACGCAAGCCUUGGGAGAUCCAAAGGGAGGAAACUCCCAGACAUUUCGUCAGACAACUGGGAUAAAAGACACAGUGUUGCCGAUCCCAGGAACAGUGAGUUCAGAAGUCCCUAUGAAUCCCCGGGUCACAUGUAUGGGAGGCACAUGGAGAGAGGCCCAGAAAGGGUCCCUGCACAUUACGGUCAUUAUGGGUCAAGUCUGAAUGAGGACCAACGCUCAGUGUCUCAUUAUGACGUCAAGAACUUUGUGGACAUUCAGAAACAUCCUUCGUGGCUGGAGCCACCAUCUAGAACUGUGUCCGCGGCCGCACUUGACGGAGAGAGCAAGGGGGAACCGUUUAUACCCACUGAGAAGAACCAGAAGCAUUUUCUGAAAAAGAGCACCAUGAAGAUUAGGUCUUUGCUCAACAUACCGGAGAAAAAAGAAGCCCACUAUUCGCAAAGCGUCGAACAACUCAGUUUGAAAUCAGGUCACAGCACGGAAACUUUAACGGCCGAGGACGAAGAACAGCGCUCUCAAAUCCUCCUCGGUCGAGAUCCUCAGCGUCUUGCAUUUCACCAUCACAGGACCUCUGCAGACAACCCCAAGAGCCGGCUGACACAGUCCUGCGGUAAGCCGUCAACUCCUCGUUUUAACGUCGAGGAGCACCGGCAAACCUCUACGACCCACGCUUUGUCUUCGAGGAUGCACCAGCAGAACUUGCUAUCUGAAGCAAGGCUUAGGGCCUGCUACGAAACAGGGAGCCCACACGACGAUGCGGUUUUCGAAGACCAUCUGAAAAGCAGAUUUGAUUCACGCCGGGCUCCUGAAAGUAAGUAUUCUUCACAUCGUGACCCGUCAGGACCGGCUGGUGCGCCGUCCAUGGAAAAAGAGAAGGGCUUGUCGUCGAGGAAGGGUCCCGUGUUGAAUGAACAUCACCAUAGUCGUACUUCCCAUGGUCACCAUGAAAAUAAACUGGGGAAAUUCAUUCAAAAGAUGGGUAGUUUAAUCAACAAGAAAUAAGUAACAUGGGUUGGCCGACAGGAUGCAUUUGAACAAAGGGUGAUUUUCGUAUUUUAGGUAUAACUGUUUCAAUUUCCUCCAUCAGCAGAAAUAAGAUUAAAUUGCACAUCUGAGUGCUUAAGGUGUUUAUCGUUUUGAGAUCUUAUCAACAGUGUUAAUUUUAUGUGCGUUUACUCUAAAGGUGCAUUUGGAUAUACAUACUUUCAAUAUGUUUGGUUUCAUAUAGAAAGGUUAUUUAAGAUGUUAAUAAGCUUGCUUGCUCAAUUAGCUAUUGUCCCCAGUAUGAGAAAAUAAAGCAAUGGAAACUAAACAAGAUAAUGAUGUUGACGUGUUUUGGACUAUUUUUUUUCAAUUUUCUUCGUGUUUAUCACAAUUGUCUUUAUAUGCAGAAUAUUUUUGCAGCAUUAUCUUUUAUAGAUCCCUUAGCAGCAAUGCAUUCCAGACAGAAUGACCACCAAUGAAUAAGAUAAGAUAAGAUAAGAUAAGAUAAGAUACAACUUUAUUAAUGUGGCUUAUUAAAGUUUCAGUCUUUCAAAACCUG
This is a messenger RNA of Gadus morhua (Atlantic cod), 3546 nucleotides long. RefSeq names its product family with sequence similarity 83 member B (gene sack1b). Lineage: Eukaryota; Metazoa; Chordata; Actinopteri; Gadiformes; Gadidae. Bases 219 to 3005 code for a protein of 928 amino acids. Gene Ontology annotation, cellular component: membrane; cytoplasm. The record is from RefSeq and is a predicted model, not a curated record. The transcript is spliced from 5 exons. Gene Ontology annotation, biological process: signal transduction. Gene Ontology annotation, molecular function: protein kinase binding.